CGCGAACCCCAAACAUAAUCCGAACGACGAACGAAUGUUUCUUCUGUCAGCGAACAUGGAACGUCUCCCACAAAAACAUAAAUAAAUGGCCACCGUUGUUAUUACGUUUUUCCUUCUCACGCGAUUUUAUGUUUAUAAAAUGGACGCCGAGCUCCCGGUUAGGCGAAGGAGUGGAGAAAUAUCGCGUCGCGAGAAAAGGUGGAGCAUGAACUCACAGAGGCUGGAAGAGAUCGUGGCGGAGCUGAUGAAGCCCAUCAGCGACGUCCGCCGCAGCUUCGACACGGACCUCAACGCGUUAUUGGAGGAGUACCUGACGGAGGCGGGGCUUCACGCGCUGGAGGCGAGCGAGGGGGAGGAGGAGGGAGAGGGCCCCGGGGUGGGGGGCUGCGUGGCGCCCAACUUCGCGGAGCUGGCGCUACUGCUGCAGCACUCCGCCAGCGUGUACGGCCGCAAGGUGGACUGCCUCUACCAGCACGUGCUGUCCGUCAGCGACUCGCUGCAACACCAAGCCCAAGAGGUAGAGCGGGAGGAGGCUGAGACGGGGCCCUCGGGCGGGGGCAAGCGGCGGAGGCAUACUUCCGGUGCGGGAGGGGCGGGGGUGGGGGUGGGGUUCGAACCUAUAGAGCUAUCUCCGUGCGCCGCUUGUACGCGGGAGGCCGGCCCCGCGCGCCCCCCGCCCACCCUGCCGCGCGUCUACGUGGAGCUGGAGCCCCGCACGCUCACCGCUCACGACAGGCCGCUCACCGACUACAAGGGGGAGCCCAUCGGGCUGUUGGCCGACUUCCAUGCCGCCUGGAGGCUGCAGGAAGGCAUGCUGGUGGACGAGCUGGAAGGUUGGGACGGAGGCGGGGAUGGGGGCGGGUCUCGCAGCUUGCGGCCCAUCCCCCUCAUGGAGCUGCAGGCCGCCAUACAGGCCGCCGCGCCCCCGGAACUGCCCCCGCGACCCGGGACCCCCCCGCCCCCGCCCCCACCUCUACUAUCGCCCCCCAUGUCGCCCCUCCCCGAGUGUUCCACCCCGCAACCAUUGUGCGCCAGCACGCCGCUGCAAAUGUUGCCAGUUAAGAAGGAGAGGAAAAGGAAGAGCGAAGCCAAGAUUGAGGACCUGAUGAGCGGAUCUUUCAAGAUUCUCAUUAAUAAAAAAGUACGUCGGCGAUUGCAGAAAUUACAAGAAUUUAGCUUACAAGAGAGUUGGGUGAAAGAAGUAGUAGAACUACGGAGCCGACAUAUCCUGCGGCACCGGCGGCUGUGUCCACAACACUGUACAGAAUUUCGAGGCUUCGAAAGUUUACAGAAGGAUGUAGGAGGAUUCCCCGGGUGGAGUAGCAGCGAAGCAGCCGAGGCACACGCCGCGGCCACCAUCGCAGCGGGCGCGGCCGCUGUCGUGACGGGCGCGGCUACAAUACCAGCGGGCGCCGACGCCGACAGCGACGACGACGGCUUCUUCGAACAGAGCUCCCUCGGAGACUCCGACGCCUCGCGGGUCGACGACCACAUCACACCUACCAAUACGUCCAGCUCUUUCGGUGAUUCCUCGUCGUGGCAGGCGGAGAUAUUAUCCCGGGCGGAGGCUAACGCGGCGCGGGGGCUGGAUGUGCGAGCGUUUGCUUCCAGGGUGAUGGGGUCAUUGCCCUCCGCGCCCCAAACAUCAGCCCCCGUACAUUCGGUGUUAAAAGGAGCGGCCGAUACGCACGAAGUGGCCGGACUGUUCCUCGCCACGCUGUUCCUGGCGAACGCUGGCAACGUGGAGAUCAUUCAAGGUGGACCGUUAACCCUGAACUCGUUCUCAGUUCGCCUCCUGUCCACCGACGAGCGCCUCUACUGCGCCGCCGCCGCCGCCGAUAUCGCCGCACUGGCAGAACCGCAUCGGUGAGACCAACACCAGCGACAAAACAACACGAUGACUCAACUGUGAUCGCUAACAAUAAAAUACUGGACCCAGUCAACUGUGACAUCGCUGUCGAUGAAACACUGGCCGAAACACCACUCCAAGUGAACUGUGACUCAGUGCUAGCUAAACAAACUACAAAUAACUAAGUAUAACAAAAA
Molecule: messenger RNA, 2046 nt
Organism: Chilo suppressalis (striped riceborer)
Lineage: Eukaryota; Metazoa; Arthropoda; Insecta; Lepidoptera; Crambidae
Source: the annotation of a GenBank genome assembly